This is a messenger RNA of Fundulus heteroclitus (mummichog), 1258 nucleotides long. RefSeq names its product MDFI domain-containing protein. Bases 262 to 1038 code for a protein of 258 amino acids. Lineage: Eukaryota; Metazoa; Chordata; Actinopteri; Cyprinodontiformes; Fundulidae. The record is from RefSeq and is a predicted model, not a curated record. The transcript is spliced from 7 exons.
GGCUGACCCGUCCCGCUGGGCGGUACCGGGGAGCACUGGGGCUUUGCUCAGGGACCCAUUGGCAGUCUGUGGGAAUCAAACCGGGGAACUUGCAGCCCAGGAUCAAAGAAGAGCCGGAACCAGAACUGGGUUCUGUUCUGGAAGGUAAUCUAACAACCAGCUGCAGUUCUGCGGGCGUCCAGCAGGUGGCAGCACAGGCAAAGAGACGCGUCCUGCUGGGCUCCGCGUCUGAAACAAGAAGCGUCCUCAGACACAGGAGCCAUGCAGACGCGAGCAGACGCAGACGCAGAGCCACGCUGCAGGAUGGAUCUUAAAUCUCAUCACAAUGUCUCUGACGUCCCUGAGGGCGGAGCUAUCAAGAGUCACAACCAAUCAGAAUGCAUCUCAGACCAACCAAAAGCCAAUGGGACACUUCUGCAUCACUGCACAGCCGAUCAGGCUCCGCCCCCUCUCUCUGAUAGGCUGAGAGAGGCCACCAGCAGCGAUGAAUCUUUGGCAGAAAGCUUUUCCACCAAAGACAUCUCUCGACUUCUUCCAGCCCCCCACAAACAGAAAGGUGAGGUCCGGUCACCAGAGUCCCCUCCUCCUGUCUGCUGUCCUCCAUCGUCCUCCUCCACGUCUCGUCCUUCGCGAUCAUCCACCUGUAACAGAGCUCAUAAUCUGAGCUCCAGAGAGAAGCGCUUAUCGUCAACAAAAAGCCACGCCUCUCUAAAGACGGACGCCGCCCACAUCAAGGAGGUAGCUGGGAAUGACUGCUGCGUCCACUGCCUGCUGGCCUGCCUCUUCUGUGAGCUGCUGUCCAUGUGCUCGGCGCUGGGCGAGUGUCUGGCCUGCGGAGUGGGCGGAGCCUGCGGAGUGGGCGGAGCCGGCUGCUGUGACGCCUCGGCGUGCUGCUGCCUGGAGGCGGCGGGGGAGGCCGCCUGUACCGAGGAGGCGUGCCAGGCACUGUUGGAUUGUGGGAUGUUGGAGAACUGCUGCGCUUCAUCUGACUGCCUGGAGAUCUGCUUGGAGUGCUGCUCCAUCGUUUUCCCUUCAUAGGGCAGCCAAUCAGAGGAGGACUAUGAGAUGAUGUCACAGCACGUUCGCUCCUGGGCAUUAGCCGACCCGAACGGUUCCGGUCCUGCUUGGUUCUACCGUCUACACUAAAGGACAAUUCUGUUCAGUGUUCCUCUGACACAGCAGACUAUAGAGAUAAAUAUUUAUGUGAAAAAGGUGAAUUAAUAUUGUAAAUAAACAGAAGAAAGACGUUUUCAUCAUU